UAUUGCUAGCUAUAGAUAUCUCAUCCUUCCCUAGCAAACUAGCAAUCAGCAACUUCCUCAGUUGUGAAUUGUGACAUAUAGGCAAAAAAUCUUCCUUCGAAAUUAAAGUUACCAAAUAGCAGAGACAUGGACAAAAUGCUGUGCAUGUUUUUCUUUGGUGCUUUAGCCAUCUCAAGUUUGGUGCAAGACGCAACAGCCCAAACAGUUCAUAUGGUUGGGGACAACAUCGGUUGGGCCGUUCCAAACACUGGUGCGGCAGCUUAUAAAAAUUGGGCUGAUGGAAAAACAUUCAGGAUUGGCGACACUCUAGUUUUCAAUUUUAUGACCAACCGACAUGACGUGGUGCAAGUACAAAAAACUUCGUUCGAUGGUUGCAAUUCGCAGAAUAGCAUAGGCAGUCCCAUAACGACAGGACCAGCAAAUGUUACUCUUGACUCUGCUGGAGAUCACUACUAUAUUUGCACAUUUGGCACACAUUGCCAAAAUGGCCAGAAGUUAGCUAUUACAGUUUCUGGCAGCGCUGGCACUCCAGGAGCCAACCCACCUAACCCGUCUGCUGCUGGACCAUCAGGUUCCGUUCCUGGUGCUACUGAUCCUCCUCCUCCUCCUUCAUCCUCAACGACCGUGUUGGCUAGUGUUAUACUCAGUUUAUCCGCAAUUGCCUUGGCCACUUUUCUUUAAAUUGGAACAACUAAGGAUGUUUUGAGCUUCCUAGUUUAUUGUGAUGUACUGUAACAAUUUUAUUUUUUCGUUUACCAGCUUGUAUUGGAUUCAGUUUUGUUUUAAUCGUUGAUUGUACUUGUGAUAUUUUGCGAGUUUAAGGUAAAUAAAGGUAGUCUUUUUGCCAUCA
Messenger RNA from Lycium barbarum (goji berry), 850 nucleotides. RefSeq names its product cucumber peeling cupredoxin-like. NCBI's taxonomy places the organism in Eukaryota, Viridiplantae, Streptophyta, Magnoliopsida, Solanales, Solanaceae. Gene Ontology annotation, cellular component: plasma membrane. Bases 127 to 681 code for a protein of 184 amino acids. The record is from RefSeq and is a predicted model, not a curated record. The transcript is spliced from 2 exons. Gene Ontology annotation, molecular function: electron transfer activity.